UUCCUCUGCCGGAUGCAAUUGACUAAUCCAAACUUCUUUUACUUGAUGGAUUUUAGUGACGAAGGUCACUUGAGGAAUGCAUUCUGGGUUGAUGCUAGGUCCAGGGCUGCAUGUGGUUAUUUUGGUGAUGUUAUUUAUUUUGACAACUCUUAUUUGUCAAACAAAUUCGAAAUCCCUCUUGUGACUUUUGUUGGAAUAAAUCACCAUGGUCAAUCAGUGUUAUUAGGAUGUGGUCUGCUUUCAAGUGAAACAACAGAGUCUUAUAUAUGGUUGUUUAGGACAUGGGUUAAAUGUAUGUCAGGAUGUUCUCCCCAAACUAUUAUUACUGAUAGGUGCAAGGCUUUGCAGAGUGCAAUUGUAGAAGUUUUUCCUAGAUCUCAUCAUUGUUUUGGCUUGUCAUUAAUUAUGAAAAAAGUUCCAGAAAAAUUGGGAGGGUUGCACAACUAUGAUGCAAUUAGGAAAUCACUGAUCAAAGCAGUUUAUGAGACAUUGAAAGUAAUUGAGUUUGAAGCAGCCUGGGGAUUUAUGAUUCAGCGUUUUGGAGUUAGUGAUCAUGAGUGGCUUCGUUCUCUGUAUGAAGAUCGAGUUCGUUGGGCUCCAGUGUAUUUGAAGGACAAAUUUUUUGCUGGAAUGUCUGCAGCUCACCCUGGUGAGAGCAUUAGUCCUUUUUUUGAUAGAUAUGUGCACAAACAGACUCCUCUGAAGGAGUUUCUUGAUAAGUAUGAAUUAGCUCUUCACAAGAAGCACAAGGAAGAAUCUUUCGCAGAUAUUGAAUCAAGGAGCUCAAGCCCCUUGCUGAAAACCAGAUGUUCCUUUGAAUUUCAGCUCUCUAGAUUGUACACAAGAGAAAUGUUCAUGAAAUUCCAGUUAGAAGUGGAAGAAGUGUAUUCUUGUUUUGGUACAACACAAUUACAUGUGGAUGGCUCCAUCAUAAUUUUCUUGGUUAAGGAGCGUGUUUUGGUUGAGGGAAACAGACGCGAGAUUAGGGAUUUUGAAGUUUUGUACAGUAGGACGGCUGGUGAAGUUCGUUGCAUCUGUAAUUGCUUUAAUUUUUAUGGAUAUCUAUGUCGCCAUGCACUUUGCGUACUCAAUUUUAAUGGGGUUGAAGAGAUACCUCACAAAUACAUUCUUUCACGAUGGAAGAAAGAUUACAAGCGUCUUUAUGUUCCUGAUCACAGCACUAGUAGUGUUGAUGAUACUGACUGCAGUCAAUGGUCUAAUCAGUUAUUUAGAAGUGCCUUACAAGUUGUGGAGGAGGGUAUACUUUCUCUAGACCAUUACAAUGUAGCGUUACAGUCUUUAGAAGAAUCACUGAGUAAGGUUCAUGAUGUAGAACAGAGACAGGAAUGUGAUAGCGCUUGCUACUUUCUGGGACAUUCGGAAAAUCUAUCACUUAUUGAGAUGGAAGAGACCUCUCUUUGCUGCGAACAAUUGCCAGAUGGAUGCAUUGAGGUUCAGAAAGAGGAAGACGGUGUGCUGAUUGAAUUGGAUUGUCAAAAUGGUUUUCCUGAAGGAAGAAAGGAGUUUGUUGCACCUGCUGUUGGAAUGGAGUUUGAGUCGUAUGAUGAUGCUUACAAUUACUACAUCUGCUAUGCCAAGGAAGUGGGGUUUCGAGUAAGGGUGAAGAAUUCGUGGUUCAAGCGGAAUAGCCGAGAAAAAUAUGGUGCUGUGCUUUGUUGUAGCAGUCAGGGUUUCAAAAGAAUAAAGGAUGUUAAUCAUUUGAGGAAGGAGACAAGAACUGGUUGUCCUGCGAUGAUAAGGAUGCGGUUGGUGGAGUCUCAGAGAUGGAGGGUACUUGAGGUUAUGCUUGAACAUAAUCACAUGUUAGGUGCUAAGGUACACAAAUCGGUUAAGAAGAUGGGAACUGGGACAAAGAGGAAGUCAUUGCCUAGUUCUGAUGCUGAGGGGCAAACAAUUAAGUUGUAUCGUGCACUUGUGAUUGAUGCAGGAGGUAAUGGAAAUUCAAACUCCAGUGCAAGAGAGGACAGAGCAUUCUCUGAAUUUUCUAAUAAGUUGAACCUUAGGAGGGGUGACACACAGGCCAUUUAUAAUUUCCUCUGCCGGAUGCAAUUGACUAAUCCAAACUUCUUUUACUUGAUGGAUUUUAGUGACGAAGGUCACUUGAGGAAUGCAUUCUGGGUUGAUGCUAGGUCCAGGGCUGCAUGUGGUUAUUUUGGUGAUGUUAUUUAUUUUGACAACUCUUAUUUGUCAAACAAAUUCGAAAUCCCUCUUGUGACUUUUGUUGGAAUAAAUCACCAUGGUCAAUCAGUGUUAUUAGGAUGUGGUCUGCUUUCAAGUGAAACAACAGAGUCUUAUAUAUGGUUGUUUAGGACAUGGGUUAAAUGUAUGUCAGGAUGUUCUCCCCAAACUAUUAUUACUGAUAGGUGCAAGGCUUUGCAGAGUGCAAUUGUAGAAGUUUUUCCUAGAUCUCAUCAUUGUUUUGGCUUGUCAUUAAUUAUGAAAAAAGUUCCAGAAAAAUUGGGAGGGUUGCACAACUAUGAUGCAAUUAGGAAAUCACUGAUCAAAGCAGUUUAUGAGACAUUGAAAGUAAUUGAGUUUGAAGCAGCCUGGGGAUUUAUGAUUCAGCGUUUUGGAGUUAGUGAUCAUGAGUGGCUUCGUUCUCUGUAUGAAGAUCGAGUUCGUUGGGCUCCAGUGUAUUUGAAGGACAAAUUUUUUGCUGGAAUGUCUGCAGCUCACCCUGGUGAGAGCAUUAGUCCUUUUUUUGAUAGAUAUGUGCACAAACAGACUCCUCUGAAGGAGUUUCUUGAUAAGUAUGAAUUAGCUCUUCACAAGAAGCACAAGGAAGAAUCUUUCGCAGAUAUUGAAUCAAGGAGCUCAAGCCCCUUGCUGAAAACCAGAUGUUCCUUUGAAUUUCAGCUCUCUAGAUUGUACACAAGAGAAAUGUUCAUGAAAUUCCAGUUAGAAGUGGAAGAAGUGUAUUCUUGUUUUGGUACAACACAAUUACAUGUGGAUGGCUCCAUCAUAAUUUUCUUGGUUAAGGAGCGUGUUUUGGUUGAGGGAAACAGACGCGAGAUUAGGGAUUUUGAAGUUUUGUACAGUAGGACGGCUGGUGAAGUUCGUUGCAUCUGUAAUUGCUUUAAUUUUUAUGGAUAUCUAUGUCGCCAUGCACUUUGCGUACUCAAUUUUAAUGGGGUUGAAGAGAUACCUCACAAAUACAUUCUUUCACGAUGGAAGAAAGAUUACAAGCGUCUUUAUGUUCCUGAUCACAGCACUAGUAGUGUUGAUGAUACUGACUGCAGUCAAUGGUCUAAUCAGUUAUUUAGAAGUGCCUUACAAGUUGUGGAGGAGGGUAUACUUUCUCUAGACCAUUACAAUGUAGCGUUACAGUCUUUAGAAGAAUCACUGAGUAAGGUUCAUGAUGUAGAACAGAGACAGGAGUAACCUUCAAUGUACCCUAAAAAAAAUUACUGUUAGUGUACGUUACUUUGUAUAUUUCUACCUCUGCUUCUUAGCGCUGUUUAACUUUGGUCUUUUAACAAUGUCCAUAACUUGUACAGCUAAAUAUAUUUUUGAGUUAAGCCAUAA
Messenger RNA from Cajanus cajan (pigeon pea), 3546 nucleotides. The record is from RefSeq and is a predicted model, not a curated record. NCBI's taxonomy places the organism in Eukaryota, Viridiplantae, Streptophyta, Magnoliopsida, Fabales, Fabaceae.